Lolium perenne is the source of this 1651-nucleotide messenger RNA. Its product is annotated as UDP-glycosyltransferase 83A1. Lineage: Eukaryota; Viridiplantae; Streptophyta; Magnoliopsida; Poales; Poaceae. Gene Ontology annotation, molecular function: quercetin 3-O-glucosyltransferase activity; quercetin 7-O-glucosyltransferase activity. The record is from RefSeq and is a predicted model, not a curated record.
CCGCACAGUACUCCCGGCUAACUGGAGCAUUCAUGUAUUUAAGGAGCACGGUAGAACCGCGGUAGCAGCUCUUCCAACCCACGCGACAAGCAAGCACCAUGGCCGCCUCCGCCGCGCCUGCGCCGCCGCACGUGCUCAUCCUCCCUUACCCGGCCCAGGGCCACGUGAUCCCGUUCAUGGAGCUCGCCCACCGCUUCCUCGACCGCGGCUUCGACGUCACCUUCGUCAACACCAAGUACAACCACGACCGCGUCAUGGCCGCCGCCGACGCUGCCACCACGACCUUCACAGGCCUAUCUUCCAGGCUGCGCCUCGUCGCGGUCGCGGACGGGAUAGACGCCGGAGGCCACGAGAACCUGGUCCUGCUCAACGCCGCCAUCCAGGUGGACAUCCCGCCGCAGCUGGAGCCGCUUCUCGACGGCGACGGCGAGGGGCUAGGGAAGGUGACGUGCGUGGUCGUCGACGUCGCCAUGUCGUUCGCGCUGGACGUCGUCAAGCGUCGCGGGAUCACCUCGGCUGCGCUCUGGCCAGCCUCCGCGGCGGUGCUGUCAGCGAUGGUCAACGCCCGGAAACUCAUACGCGAUGGCGUCAUCGAUGACGACGGAGCGCCUCUUAACUUGAAGAACAACUCAUUCCAUCUUACCGAGUCAACGCCACCCAUGGACGCGACCUUCCUCGCCUGGAAUUACAUGGGAAAUCCUGAGGCCGAGCGCAUGGUCUUUCACUACCUCGACUCGAUCGCGCAGACUGCCGCAACAAAGGCGGACUACCUUCUCUGCAACACAUUCGCCGACAUCGAGCCGUCCGUCUUCACCGAUGCUACACCAACCAACAUCAUUCCCAUCGGCCCGCUCCGCACAUGGCGGCGCCCGACGAGACAUGCACCUCUAGGGCACUUUUGGCACACCGAAGAUGCCACAUGCAUGUCCUUCCUUGACACACAACCCCGUGGCUCUGUCGUGUAUGUGGCGUUCGGGAGCAUCAGCAUCAUGACCGCAGAGCAGGUCCAUGAACUCGCGCUUGGGCUCCAGGCCUCCGGCCGCCCAUUCCUCUGGGUUGUUAGGCCUGAACAAGCCGGAAAACUCCCGGUCGAGUUUGCGGAUGACGUGGAUGGGUCCAAGAAGGGUAAAGUGGUUGGGUGGGCACCACAAGAGCAGGUGUUGGGGCAUCCUUCGGUAGGGUGCUUUGUUACACAUUGUGGGUGGAACUCCACACUAGAAGGCAUCCGUAAUGGGCUGCCCAUGUUGUGUUGGCCGUACUUCCUUGACCAGGUUACGAACCAAACAUACAUUUGUGACAUUUGGAAGGUGGGGCUAAGGGUUGCAUCGGCUGAGGGAGGGGGGGUGGUGACGAAACAGAGGAUGGUGGAGUUGUUGGAUGGCCUUUUGGAGGAUGAAUCUGUCAAGGAAAGGGUGCUGAAGUUGAAGAAGAUGGCAGAAACCAACAUGAGUGAAGAGGGUGCAUCUUUGAAAAAUUUAAAUAUUCUAAUGGAGAAUUUUAAAAGGUGAAUGUUACAACAUGUUAAUUUGUCCGUGGGUCAGCUAGUAUCCUUUUUGAGAUUUUUCAUUGUUAGUACAUGACAAGAAUGUUGCGUACAUUUUACAUUCAUUGUUUCAUCAAACACACUAUAUUAAGGCAUGGUUCUAGUGAA